CACACUUUUGCCCACAGUUGUUCCCCACUACUUCCUCAUAACCGUCUCAGUGCUUCAGUUCAUCAUGGGAGGCCACAUUGUUGGUUUAUGUUUCUUUCUCUGCUCUCUUAUAACCAAAGGUUCCAGUUCACAACAAAUAUUCAUACAGACCAACCACGAUCUUCAUUUGCAUGUCCCAGAGAGUCAAAUAGGAUCAGAUAUAUUUUAUUGGAAAUUCAAUACCACCAACAAUAUAGUAAGACUGACUGGAGACAAACCCACCCAGGUUCUAAGUACAGAAGACAGAGUGGAGUUCUUCCCUCAGAAUCUGUCUCUGAUUCUGAAAAAUGUCCAACUCAGAGACACUGGGACCUACUCAGCUGUGGUGUCUGGAGAUGCUAAAGAAGAAACAAUCGCCACAUUUGAGGUCACAGUUGAAGACCCAGUGUCUCCAGUGGAGCUGAGUGUGUCCUCUGUGUCCAACAGCUCAGAGUCGUGUAACUUCACUGUGAGCUGCACAACUGAACUCUACAACAUCAGCCGCUCUUUCACCUGUGACACACACAACUCCAGAUGUGAGGAGCAAACACCACAAACACCUGGACACACCUCCCCCUCUGGACACGCCUCUUCUCUGCACCUUUACCUGUCUGACCAGUCAAUCAUCUGUAACCAUAGCAACCACGUGAGCUGGACCAAUGACACCAGAGCCAUACAGUCAGUGUGUCCAAAGCCUGAUCCCAAACCUCAACCUGUACCAGACUGGAUAAUUGCACUUAUUUGUGUUGUGAUUGGAGCGCUGUUUAUAUUUGUAGCCAUUGUACUGUAUUGCAAAAAAACAACACAGUCGAACAAUAAACAUGUGGCAGAAAAUACGAUUUAUGCUGAGGCUGAGCCGCCUGAUCCGAGCACACGCAUCUCUUCAGAGGAUUGUCCGUCCUCCAUGUACAGUUUGGUGGGACCCCACACUGCUCCUGCUCCUGCUGCUGCUCCUGCUGCUGCUCCUGCUGCUCCUGCUGCUGCUGCUGCUGCUGCUGCUCCUGCUGCUGCUCCUGCUGCUGCUCCUGCUCCUGCUGCUCCAGACCAGACUGUAGAGAGUCUGUACGCCAAAGUGGAGAAACCCUCUCGACAUCAGUCCUAGUGUCUGCCCUGGUUAUGAAGCUUGUAUCCAUUUUCUUCUGCUUCAGCUGAGGACGAGGAGAGAACAGAAGUCUGAUCAGGCAUGUUUAGACUCUGGUACCACUUUAUAAUCAUCACUUUUAUUAGCCUUAAUAAAACCUGAACAAAGACUUCAUUCAUAAUGAGCAAAUCGUUUAUUGAGAAGAUUCAGGAUUAAUAACUUUGUGUCAGGGGUUCAGGUUUGGACUAAGGGUUUGGGUUUUAAUUAAGUAAUGAAUUCGUUUGACUUUAUUGAUCCACAAGUGAAAUGAUUUGGACACAGAAUCUCACACAUCACAAUAUAAAACAAAAAGCACAAAUAUAAAUGAUAAAUAAAUGAUAAACGACUAAAUGACUAAACCUGAAUUCUUCUUAAUAAACCAUGUGUUCAUUAUGAGUUAAGUGUUGUUAUUAUCAUAGUGUUACCCAGACUUCCCUCACCCCAGACACUUCCCCAGCUCCUCCAGGGGUAAAAGAGUCACAGUCCCUCCAGGGUGUCCUGGGUCUCCCCGGGGCCUCCUCCUGUGGGACGUGUCCAGAACAUCUCCCAACACCAGCACCAGGUGCCCGAGCCUCCUCAGCCGCUCCUCUGGUUAAGGAGCAGCAGCUCUACUCUGAGCUUGUUGUAGGCCAACAAGUGUUCACUGGAGAAAUUAUGAUGAGAUGAUCGACUCUGUGCAGCAGCAUGCUAGCUAACUCACCGUGUCUCAAAACUAAUGCUAAUGUUUAUUAAAAGAAUAAAAUAUGAAAUAAACAAUCUAUUAAAGUAUCUACUCUGUAAUCUGUUAAGUAAAAUAAAGACUAUUUGAUAGUUUAUAUGUAGAUUGCAUCAGUUUGGAGCAUUAUUAUUAUAAUAUAUAUAUAAUAUGUAUGUAUAUAUAAUAUAGAUAAUAUUUAUUAUGGUGUUAGCGUUAGCGUAGCAGACACAGACAUCUCCAUCUCAUUUGUUUUCUUUGACAUUUUGGAAUUCUUGAAUUUCCUUUGGAAAGACAGUAUCUAUGUAUGUUGUGGGUGUCAGGUGCCACCUGUCUGUGUCGACUCAGCAGAAUCUCCACAGAUCUGCAGAAAUCUGUGACUCAUGGAACAGUUGUUAUGUAUUGUUAUUGUAUUGUAGUAAUUCUGUAGUUUGGGGAUGACUCCAGAUUUAAAUGUGAUUUUUCAGCACUCUUAUAUAUUUGGAUAUUCCAUUUUUACUGGUUUUGCCUCUGGUUGUACAUGAACAAAAAGAGAGAAAGUGUUCAACUUGAAUUUUUGAGGUCUGGAUUGUAAAACAGGCUGAGUUCUUCUAUUAAACAUGAUAACUUUAAAUGUGA
Boleophthalmus pectinirostris (great blue-spotted mudskipper) is the source of this 2450-nucleotide messenger RNA. Its product is annotated as SLAM family member 5-like. The transcript has 6 exons. The coding region runs from base 65 to 1120 and encodes 351 amino acids. Lineage: Eukaryota; Metazoa; Chordata; Actinopteri; Gobiiformes; Gobiidae. The record is from RefSeq and is a predicted model, not a curated record.